AAUAUAAAAUAAAACCAUUAUCCCUCCCACCAAUACAACAAUUAAAAUUCCCCUAUAACAAUAAAAUGUCAUUCAGAUUAUUAAAACAAUCCAACAGUCAAACAGCAGCAAAGAGAUGGGUACAUUGAAUAUUCUGUAUGGGAUCCAUGUCAACGGGAGACAGAGUGGAUUAUUCUGGGAAGGCCUGUUGGAAGAGACCUGUCUUGAUAGCCUUUUUAAAACUGUCAAGGUUGGUAAUGUUUCGGAUCUCUUCCAACAGGCCGUUCCAUAGUUUGGGAGCGGCAGGUGAGAAGGUAACUGCAGCCAGCCUGGUCUUUAUUGGCUGCAGUAAAUUUUUCCCAGAGGACCUUAAUGUGCGGGGUGGAUUGUACGGAAGACGGAGAUCCCACCGGUAGACUGAACCCAGGCCAUGAAGGGCUUUAAAGGUCAUCACCAACACCUUGUACUGUGCCCAGAAACUAAUAGGUAGCCAGUGAAGAAAUUUCAGUAUAGGUGUUAUAUGGUCACUUCUAGCUGUCCCAGUAACCAAUCUGGCUACCAUAUUUUGAACCAAUUGUAGUUUUCGAACUAGGUACAAGGGUAGCCCAAUGUAGAGUGUAUUACAGAAAUCGAGUUGUGAGGUUAGCAGCGCAUGUACUAAUGUUGUCAGGUCCCCCGGUUCCAGUAAAGGACGAAGCUGGCGUAUCAGCCAAAGCUGAUAACAAGCACUCCUGACUGCCACAUUUACCUGAUUUGACAUCAGAAGCGAUGAGUCCAGGAGCACUCCCUAACUGCGAACGCAAUCCUUUAAGGGGAGUGUGACCCCGUCCAGGACCAGUUGACGUAUCCGUAUACUUGGAUUAGGAUUCCCAACAGGAGGAGACACGGUUGCAGAGAUGACAUUUGAGGUGUAACACAAACCAGAGCAUUCUCAGCAUUUGGAGAAAUCCCCCCUCUUCAAACCCCUCCCUUGACCAGAUAUCAUAACAGAGGACAAGGCACAGCAAAAUGAAAAAUGAAAAUGAGUGCCGAAAUACCUCAAAACUGCAGCAAGUCUCCCUCCAUCCUCAGGCCUGGCAGUCAGUAUUAAGAGCUAAGAAAAGCAUCAACCAAACUGUGCUGUUGGAAUCGUGGAUUGGCUGGAGCAUUGCCCCCAGAGGGGUGCCAUGGGAGAGGGUCUCUGUGGUGGCAGUUCAACGUCUGAAAGGUGCCAGGGAUCUGCGUUGCUGCUGAGUUGCCUCCCAAGCCCACGGGGACUUUGCAGUGGUGACUGGAAGGUGGAAGCCAAGUCGUAGCCCGUGAUGGUGGGAGCCAUCCCCCGGCAGCCGCGCCGUUUCUGGGGAGUGCCAGAGUGGCAGGUGUCGCCUGCCAGCUGCACAGGGAACCAUCUGCUGCUGAAGGGAGAGAGCAGGACAACCAGGGGAAGCUGUUGUCAGUGGCUGAGCGAUGUGGCUCUGCUGGUGGUUUUGUAGCAGGAGGCUGGUGCAGAUGCCCUAACCCUGUGGCACUUUAGCGUCUGUCCUUCCUGCCCGCCACUCCUCAUGCGGCACAUCAACACGGACUCAGCUCUCCCCCAGGAGCACGGGAAAGGCACGAGCCAGGAGGAGGAAGGAGAGGAAGAGGAGGAAGGAGAGGAGAAAGGGCUGCCCCACCCCUGGUGCCGGCACCAUGGUGUCCUGAUGGGCUGCAGCCCACCGGAGCUGACAUGCCAGAAGGUCUACCAGGUCUCCAUCUUCUCCCCACCGGCUGCCUGCUCUCACCCUCCAGAGCAGAGGUCACCUGGGCGUCAGCCUGUGAAGCGAACUUGCCCGGGGCCCCAGAGGGUGGCCGAGGAGGGCGAGUGGGACGCCAAGCGGGGCUGCUGGGAGGAGGACGAUGCCAUCGAGGAUGGGCUCCUGGUGGAUGAGCUCUCCCUGGGAGGCUCUGCACAGCACUUCUCCCACAGUGGCCUCCGGGUGGUGGAGCACCGCCGGGAAGAUAGUCCCAGCCGACCUUGCAUGGGAAGCCCUCCCAGGGCCCGAGGGAGGGCUGCUGAUGCCACCACCGUCACUACACACGGGCUCUGCACACCUUGCAACACUUUGCACACGACAACAAGAGACUAUGCCCUGUCCUCGCUUGGGGAUCUGCCCUCUGCCUCCGGAAACUCCUGGAGGCAAGAAGAGAACGGGACACAGCAAGAUGAGGGGGGCAGCAGCGGUGGCAGCACCCCUUGCCUCAGCAGCCACCGCUUCCUACUUGAUCCUGAUUUGCACAACCUAGCACACCCGCCAGGUGAACCGGACCCCCAAACGCCCUGUGGUGGGGACACUGAGCCUGACACCUUAGUAACAUUGGGGGCCCAUGGCCCCAGCACCCACCCAGGGCCUGGCUGUGCUGAGAAGACCCCAUGCUCCAGCGCCAGGCUACUUGGAGGCAGUGCCAGCGGUUGCCCUGCCAAGCGAAAACUGCUCCCUUCAAUAGAGGGGGCCACAGAGACAGGCUCCGAGGACGAGGGACCCCCACCUGCCCGGAAGAAAAGGGCCCUGCAGAGCCCCACUGUUCCCGCUUCCUGCCGCAGCACCGAUGCCAAGGGUGCCCCCUUCUGGAACCAUCUGCUUCCGGCAGCCAAGGGCUCAGCAAACAGCAGUUCCGGCAACUGUCAGCUGAAGACUGUGCUGCGUCUCAAACAGAGAUCUCUUCGCAGCGGCCUUCGCAAAACUCCAGCAUGCAGCCGGUCCCCUCCAAGCCCUUGGGCCACCACCUCCACCAGCCGUGCCCUCCUGGGGAACUUUGAGGAGUCCAUGCUGAAGGGCCGCUUCCCACCAUCCGGCCGCAUCGAGGGCUUCACUGCAGAGAUCGGGGCCAGUGGCUCUUACUGCCCACAGCAUGCCACCCUUCCUGUGGAGGUCACCUACUUCGACAUAGCAGAGCACAAUGCCCCCUCGCCCUUUCUGGGAGUCAUUGACUUGGAAGCUCUGGGAAAGAAGGGUUACAGCAUCCCCAAGACUGGCACCAUCCAAGUGACCUUAUUCAACCCCAACAAGACAGUGGUGAAGAUGUUCCUGGUGACCUACGACUUCCAUGAUAUGCCUGCCAAUCAUGUUACCUUCUUGCGCCAUCGCAUCUUCCUGGUGCCUGUUGAUGAGGAGCAGGGAGCCAGCCCAGCCCUCGGGGAGCUGCCCAGGAGGGUGCUCUGCUACCUGAUGCACCUGAGAUUCCACAGCUCAAAGUCGGGAAAGAUCUACUUGCACGACGACAUCCGCCUGCUUUUCUCCCGCAAGUCCAUUGAGAUUGACUCGGGCAUCCCCUAUGAGCUGAAGUCCUUCACCGAACUGCCCCGCAACCCCUGUUACUCGCCACGGGCCUGACGGAGGGCAGGUGAUGGCAGCAGCGGGUGGAGUGAACCAUGCCUGGCCCCAGCAUUUGGUCCUGCGGGGUGAUGGAGUGGGAAGGCUGGAGCCAGGAGCACCGGACCACCUCCUUUUGUGGCCAAAGCCACGCUAGGGGCUGGAGGCAGGCAUGCCACAUUCUUCCCCCCCCCCCUCCCCAGGAGCUGUGAUUUAGUAUUUAUUGCUGGCACUGAGGGCCGGAGAGAGGCUGGCACCCAGACCAGAUCACAAAUGCAGAUGAGUCUCAUGCUCUAGUUCUGGUGCCCUGUGCUGUUUUGCCGGAGGUGCACAGUAACGGGUGGGGGAGGGAAGAAAGGGGGCAGAUGGUGUUGCAGUGGGGUGGGAGGGGGGACUCUGCUGCUGCCCCAGAGGGGAAAGCAAAUGGUGGGCUGCAGUGGCAGGAUUGGAGGGUUGGUGGUCUGAGGGAGGUAUUUUGUGUGUGAGAGAGUGCAUUAUGUGCCAGAAAUGGGAAGGGUUGAAAAGGGGCCUUUUUGGUGGUGGUAGGGGGGGUGGCAAGGAAGGACAGACUUACUGUGGCUUGGCACCCUGGACAGGGAGCUUCCUAGGCAGCUUUCCUUUGGGUUUGUUCGGAAGGGCUCUGCCAAUUGGCAAGCGGGGAAAUCACGGAUAUGUUGUGGUGACUAAGGCUCUCUCCAGCUCCUUUGGUGCCAUUUUGGAAAAAGAAAGGGAGAUGAGCCAAUGUUGUGCCACUUUAUGAGGGGAAGAGAGACGAUCUUUGGCUCAGCUGAAGUUUUGGGGGCUUUGUGGUGAAGAAGGCUCUUUGUCCUCUUGGAUGCCAAGCAGCUUUUCCUCUCCGAUCAUCUGGCCCCAAGCUCUAUGGUGUUGGUCAUGCGCUCUCAUCCCCCCGUCCUACUUUUCCCAGCUAUGUGAGAUCUGGUCCCCACUGCCCCAUUGCCUCCAUACAGGCAUCGGGGAAAUAGGCACAUUCUACGGAGUGCCACGUGUGGGAAAAAGCGGAGGUGUCAUGGUACCUGAUGGCUGAGCCAGGGGGAAAACUCAGAAGGGGUGGCCAUGGGUGAAGCCUGGGUGAAACCUCUGGAAUUGCUGUAGCUUGCUGCUGUGUCUUUGGCUUGAAUGGAGACCGUUGCCUGCCUUUCCCUGCCUCGGGUGUUUCUGCUGAAGAUGAUGUAAACUUUACAUUGUAAAUUUGGUGCCAAAUGAGAUGAAGAUGCCAGAGGGGGGUGGGAGGGGUUUGAGCAGGGUUGAGAGGUGAUUCUGGGAUUUCCUCCACGGCGGUUUCUCUUAGGUUUUUGAAAACCUUUGGGGAUGGGUGGGUGAUGCCUGCUGCCUUUGCAAUAACAAUUACAGCCCUCCCUUUGUGCCCCUUCACCCGUUCCCACUGGGCAUGGGAGGUGCAGGGAUAAUUUGCACCAUUUUGGAGAGAAGUGAAGUGACUCGGUGUCUCCAAAAGACUGCGGUCUGUUGCUGUCUGCGAGGGCCGGCUCUGCUUGCCCCUGAGGAUCACCAGCCCCACGGCCUUCCCCUCCUGUACCUUUUUUUGGCCUGAGCUGCCAAAUCUUUCUCCCAAGAUGAGGCAGGAGUGGGGAGAGAAAGGGUCAACCAUUGUAGACACUUGAAAAUAUUUAUAUUUAAAAAAGAGAAAGAGAGACAGGAAGAAAUGUUCUUAACACUUUCUCUCCUUUUGAAAAAGAAAAUUCUAUAAAUGUGUGUUUGGAAA
Molecule: messenger RNA, 5049 nt
Organism: Sceloporus undulatus (fence lizard)
Lineage: Eukaryota; Metazoa; Chordata; Lepidosauria; Squamata; Phrynosomatidae
Gene: ATOSB
Product: family with sequence similarity 214 member B
Exons: 12
Coding region: 1521-3329 (602 amino acids)
Source: RefSeq, a predicted model, not a curated record